UCAACCUUUGCACAACAUCUCUCCAUUUUACAGAGAAAGCAAAAAAAAAAAAGAAAGGCUGAUGUGAAACGUGAGAGCAGACAGACAACAGGUGAACUCGCAGAAGCUAGAAGAAACCACAGACAGGUGAUCAGCCUCAAUUGACCAGAGCCAGAGGACGCGGGCUCAUACUUCCACUCAUAGGAUGACAAUGCUGCCACCACCUUUAACUUGUUGCUGAACCAACCCUGUCACUCAACCUCACCAUCUAGUGGAGCUUUAAAGGUUUAAUUCCCUACUGGUCAGCAGAAAUCUUCCAGACAACUACCUCCCUCAUCUGGGGAGAUGCCUGCCCUGCAACAUUUCCCUCUGAUCCCAUUUGUUUUUUACCUGCUGAAGACAGUGCAGCAGUAAGCAGCUUUGUUGCACAUUCCCAAACACCGGUUGGAGAAGGAAUUAAAACCUCUUCUCCAGGCAUAACAUUGGCAGGUCACGAAAAACUGUUCUUUGACUGACAAUAUCCAUGGCUUCAUGCUAGAGUCGAUGGUGCCCCAAAGCAAGAGCAUCCAACAAGAAGGAAAUUGAGUCGCAGAGGAGAAGUCAUUCCCCAAAAGAGACUGAAACAAACAAGAGCAAAGCCAGAUGGAACCAUCAUCAAAUAGCAUGCUCUCUACAGCUACACCAACAGCAACACAAAACGUCACGCUGGCAACCCAGACACCAAAAUAUAAAUCUCACAACUGGGAGUUCCUGGUGGCUGUCCUGGCCACAGCUAUCUCCAUCUCCAUUCUUAUCGCCCUUCUAGCUAAAUGCCAGGUGGUCCGGCGCUACCUGGCCAGCUACAGGCACACGCGGCUGACGGAGACAGACACUGUCAGCCAGUGUGACCCCUCAGGCCUGGAGGUGGAAUUCGCCAUGCACAGGGGCCGUGGAAUCAACCCCCACUGUAUCCCUCCCGUGAGCGAGGAAGACGACGACGGCUUCAUCGAGGACAACUACAUCCCGGCCAGUGAGAGAGCAAGGGCUGAAAGAGCAGCGGAGAACAUGGAGGACACGGAGGACACGGAGGAAGAGAUGGAUGAAAUUGAAUUUGCCAUCACUUAGCGGGACUGUCUCUACACCUCCUCAGCUAUGUAAACCCCUGACAAAACUAUUCCACUCCCACCUUUUCUUUAUUUGUGAGUAAGAUUCGUAUCGUCUAUCACAGAAUGGGUGAAAAGGGUUAGGAAAGCAUACACAUGUUAAUAGCAGUGAUCAAGAGUGUCAUUUUAAGACUUAAUGCAAGGUACAUUAUUAAGUCAGCAGUUCUCCAGGUCCCCCAAAAAAUAUAAAGAUAAGUCAUUUUUUCUAAUUUGUCAGUACACUGACAGCAGUAACAGUCGCAGUCAUAAUAAUAGUUUUUUUUUGUUGUGAUAUUUUGUCGUGAAUCAUCUUUUUUUUUUUUUGUGAAAAGGAGGUCAAGGGGUCGUUUGUAAAUAUGGACAUAAACCAAUUAUCUUUGUAUCUGUUGAUCAGUGUUGUAUUGGUUGGUUGAUUGAUUGACAUCAAAGAUUAUGAAAAAGAAAUGUGUAUGAUUUAUACAAAUAACCACAGUUGUGCUGAAUACAAACAGGAGCAUUUCACUUUGCAUUGCCAUCUCCUGUCAGUGACGCAUAAGCAAAGGUAUAGAUAAGUGUAUGACAUGAUUGAAGAUCAAUUUGGCAUUUAGUUGAAAGCCUGUUCAACUGUUCUCACAUUGUAUAAAGUGCUCUGAGCAGCAACGGAGCGACACAAGGAUACUGUGAUGCUCUGCAACAUGCUGCCCAUCGUUCCCUCAUAAGUGAGCUUUCAGGCAGAUCACUUCAUAGCGUUACCACAGAAAAGCUAAAUUCAUUUGAUAUCUCUAAAAUUGGGUUGUUACAGCAUCAGUGUACAUUGUGAUUUUUUUUGUUUGUGCUAGAAAGUACAACGUGCCGUUUGAAAAAAAAGACACAACUACUGCUACAUAAAAAAAGUAGGCUGGCUCAAAUAUAGUAAAAGCAUUAGCCUGCUUGUAACUAGUUACUCUCCACUUGGCUGCUAUUUUUGGAAUGAUAAUGAUUGGAGCUGUAUGCAUUCAGUACUUCAUGCACACUUCAUAGGCCUCACAUGGUUUGGUCAGGAAAUUGUAAACGGUGUGACCUCAAUAAAAUCUAGAAACAGUGUC
This is a messenger RNA of Anarrhichthys ocellatus (wolf-eel), 2164 nucleotides long. RefSeq names its product chromosome unknown C1orf210 homolog (gene cunh1orf210). The transcript is spliced from 4 exons. The coding region runs from base 622 to 1083 and encodes 153 amino acids. Lineage: Eukaryota; Metazoa; Chordata; Actinopteri; Perciformes; Anarhichadidae. The record is from RefSeq and is a predicted model, not a curated record.